AUGUCCCACUCGGCGGAGUCCAACUUUCAGACGUUGGUGCGGCGGCGUCAAAAUGUGGAGCCCAUUUUCCAUCCAAACCUGAGGCGCACGCUGGAGGUUAUCCGGCGACCCGACUGGGUGCAGCGGGCCGGUGAGGCAGUCGCCCAUCGCGGCUCCAUUGGGUUUGUUGGCCUCUUCGCCUUGAUGUUCGCCAAUUGCUUUGGUGGCGGCUACGGCUUUGAGGACACUGUUGGGGCGGCGGGUCCGCUGGUGACGCUGGUGGUGUGCCUUAUACUGCCCUGGAUCUGGUCUCUGCCGACUGGACUGGCGGUGGCGGAACUCUCCACAGCUGUGCCAAGCAACUCGGGCAUCCUCAUGUGGGUCAACGCCGCCUUCCCUGCCUCCGUGUCGUUUAUGUGCAUUAUCUCGACCGUGUUCAUCACGUUUGUGGGCAAUGCGACGUACCCCAGCCUUACCUCCGAGUACGUGGAUGGGCUGCUGGUACUGAACAAGGGCGGGGAGAUUGGGGUGAAGAUUGGGGUGAUUGCGUUUUGUUGUAUUCUCAACUGUGCCGGUGUCGAGAUUGUUGGCUCAGCCUGCGUGGUUGUGUGCGUGAUCGCGAUGAUGCCGUUUCUGAUAUUGUCGUUUCAGCAAAUUUUUACGCAUGGUCUUGAUGGUAAGGCCAUUUCCCACGUGGAUUUUUCCAGUAUUGACUGGCCAUCCUUUCUCAGCAUGGUGACGUGGAACUACGCGAACAUUGAGAACGCGGGGGCCAUGGUGGAGGAGGUGUCGAACCCGCGCACGACCUUCCCACGGAUGAUGAUACCGCUUAUGUUCUCCUCCUACAUUGCGUACCUCCUUCCCAUGCUGGCUGGCGUCAGCGCGCUUGGACCACAUCAGAACUGGUCGGAGUGGCAGGCAGGGCGCUGGCCACAGAUUGCCCUUAUUAUUUCAGGUGAGUGGCUUAAGUACUACUUGUUUGCUGGGGCCAUCGUAAGUGGGCUGGGCUUUACGCUGACGUCGAUGUGCUGCACCAGCCGGUUGCUGGCGGGCAUGGGUACGAUGGAGAUGUUUCCCAAGAAGAUCUCACGCAUCAUUGGGUACUACCACCCCACCAUUGGCACGCCGAUACCUGCCAUUCUGCUCAACUCGACGGUGACAAUGAUUUUCUGCAUUUCCAUGGACUUUGGGGAGGUGGUGGCGAUGUGCCAGUCCCUCUACUGUCUGCGCAUGCUGCUUAUCUACGCCUCACUCAUUAAGCUGCGCAUCGAUCACCCAAAUCUGCCGCGGCCCUAUGCCCUGCCAUGCAACACGGCUGCCGCCGCUAUGUGUCUCGCGCCAUCAGCCAUUUUUUGCAUUGCCGCCGCCAUCGUUUCCGCCAUGGUGUCUCUCCCGAUCGGGUUGUCGGUGGUCUGCUUCCUCAUCGUAGGGAGCGGUGGGUCGUACCUGUACUGCCGCUACAUCGCUCGCAACGGCUUCCAGGGCGUUAUUGUGAACUGCGAGGUCUCCGAUGACGAUAACAACUCCGCCGACAGCAACGGGGAGGGCCACGAGAUUGGCCGCGGCAUCUUCUACAACGACGGCCACCCCGAUCGCCACGGGGAGCGCCUCCUGGGCAUUUUCCCCACGGCUCUUCCGUCGCCGACCGAAGGAGAGGAAUUGUCUACAGCGGAGAGAGUCACGGCAGAGCCUAUGGAUGAGUUUGGCAAGAACAAGUUUGGUUGCUCGCCUCCAACAGCAGCGAUGUCCACAUUUGACAUGCACCGUGAGAUCACUGGCGUCCGCGAGUUCUUAAACGGUGACGGCAACAGUGAUGAGAGGCGGCUGGCCCAUCCCGACAGUGAGAGGCGCGGGUUCUCAGGCUAG
Molecule: messenger RNA, 1845 nt
Organism: Trypanosoma rangeli
Lineage: Eukaryota; Euglenozoa; Kinetoplastea; Trypanosomatida; Trypanosomatidae
Product: putative amino acid permease
Exons: 1
Coding region: 1-1845 (614 amino acids)
Biological process (GO): transmembrane transport
Cellular component (GO): membrane
Molecular function (GO): transmembrane transporter activity
Source: RefSeq, a predicted model, not a curated record